Molecule: messenger RNA, 1428 nt
Organism: Homarus americanus (American lobster)
Lineage: Eukaryota; Metazoa; Arthropoda; Malacostraca; Decapoda; Nephropidae
Exons: 11
Coding region: 1-1377 (458 amino acids)
Source: RefSeq, a predicted model, not a curated record
AUGACCAUGAGUUUGGUUGGCAAUGUGGUGGUGGUGGGGUCGUGCCUCAUCCCUGUGUUCGACAGCACUAAGUCACCACCAACGCUAAUUGUGGGUGGGCUACAGCUUCGCCUACGUCAUGGCCUUCCCAACCCACCCCAUGGCUUGGAGAACCUCAAACCCAGUGACAUGGACCUUAAUGAACAUAUUCCAGCUGCCUCCGUUUGCAUCCGGUUACUCCCCGCUACUCAGGAUCAUGUGUCAGCGCCUCCCUAUGAAUCCGGCUACUACAGGAGUUCAGACUGUCAACCCACCGACACCGAUCGUCGACUCUUCCGCCACUACAUCCACAAGGAGGACUACAAGAGCAGCACGGUGAGCGACACCAUAAAGAGGGCUCAGGAGAGUGCUGGUAAGACAGUGUCCACUGAUGACGACGAACUUCAGAAAUACAUGGAGGAGACCUUAGACUGGCGGGUACAGACCAAGAAAACAAAGGCACCACCUCCAGACAUUGACUAUGUCCACUUCAUCCACUAUGACAUUAAGGCAGGGUUUAAGGCAGUCGUCCUGGGUGUGUUUGGUCUGCCAGAACAACUGGAGGGCCACUACUGCCAUGUUUACUGCCAUGUCCUCCCGGGGAAGGACAUUGAGGACCAGCCAUCCACACCUGAAGGCCAUGGCAAUGAUCAGCGUUUCAUCACAAGGAAUGCUGACUUCCUCUCAUAUCAGCGUGCACCACAGUGGCUUGAUGAUCCAGUGAGUCUCCACCCAUACUAUGAUGAGCAGUCCAUCCUGUUUGUGCAGGUGUUUGGGUUCCAACCUAAGUACCUCCCAGGUAAUGGCUCCUCACCUGGCAAGGUCACCACCAGAGAUGGCCAGGAUGUCAGCUUCGACUUCAAUGAGCCUCUUGCCUGGACCUUCACCCAGAUUUUUAACAAUGGGUCAGCAAUGAGUGGGUUACAUUGGUUGCCACUGCUGGCUGGCCACCCUGACCCUCUCCUGCUCACCUCACUGAGUGAAUCUGCCCCAGCAGCUCAGGUCCUCAUUCGUAACAAAUCUUACCUGAAACCCCUUGAUGGUGCAUCUAUUGAAGUGAAAUUGUGGGAUGGUCACCUGGACCCCUUGGAUAUGAGAGAAAUUCGAUUGGAGGGCAUGAUUGAAGCCAUGGGCAACACAGCCAAGUGCACCAGGGGCCAAAUACAGAAGUUCAAUAAAACUCUUGAUGAGUUUUACCUGGAGAACAUGGACGAGGCAGAUAAGAAGAACGGCACCAUCGGCGAGAAGUUUGAUGAGGAACGUGAUUUAUUUGAACAAGAGGCCAACAAGGUGUUCUUCAAAGCAAUGGAUGCUGCAUUGGACGAAGCUUGUUACCCAUUGCUACCUCCAGAACCAUAAUGAAUGUCCAGAACCAUAAUGAAUGUAAGCAUGUACUGUAUAUUGCAAAUA